Molecule: messenger RNA, 624 nt
Organism: Penicillium cinerascens
Lineage: Eukaryota; Fungi; Ascomycota; Eurotiomycetes; Eurotiales; Aspergillaceae
Exons: 1
Coding region: 1-624 (207 amino acids)
Source: RefSeq, a predicted model, not a curated record
AUGGUCCCCCGCACAACCCUAAUCAAGCCAGUCCAAUCCCUCCUAACUGCCCUCACACAACCAUCCUCACCAGACACCCUCCUCUCCACAUUCACAACUACCCCAACACCCCUAUGCCACGAACACGGCCUCCCCCAAUUAGCCCCCUUCCUCGGCCGCUCCUUCACAGGCCGAGACGGCAUCGCCCGCUACUUCGGCCUUUUAUCCGAACACCUCGAUAUCAAGAACAUGACUUUCGAGCCUGAUGACGCUUGGGUGGUUGAUGACGUCUCUAUGGCGGUUUGUUUGCGAGGGAGUGCAAAGUUUGUUUGGAAGAGAACGGGGCAAGCGUGGGACGAGACGUUUGUUUAUCGGAUUGCCGUUGCGGAGGAUAUUAGAGAUGGAUCAAAGGGGGAGUUGAAGGUUUGUGAGUAUAGGGUUUGGGCAGAUACCGGGGCGGCGUAUCUGGCUAGGCUUGGGAGAUUGGGGGAGCUGGUUACAGUCGGAAAUGGCAUUGGGAAUGGGGAAGGGAUUCAUGUUGGAAAGGAUGGUGAAGGCGAGACGCGGGGUGGGUUGCAUCGACAGAAGAAUAGCUCCGAUGAUGUACUUGGGAGCGGGUUGAAUGUCUACGGGAGUUGUGGGUGA